Athalia rosae (coleseed sawfly) is the source of this 2906-nucleotide messenger RNA. RefSeq names its product methyl farnesoate epoxidase-like. Bases 557 to 2050 code for a protein of 497 amino acids. Gene Ontology annotation, molecular function: oxidoreductase activity, acting on paired donors, with incorporation or reduction of molecular oxygen, reduced flavin or flavoprotein as one donor, and incorporation of one atom of oxygen; iron ion binding; heme binding. Lineage: Eukaryota; Metazoa; Arthropoda; Insecta; Hymenoptera; Athaliidae. The transcript is spliced from 8 exons. Gene Ontology annotation, cellular component: intracellular membrane-bounded organelle; cytoplasm. Gene Ontology annotation, biological process: xenobiotic metabolic process. The record is from RefSeq and is a predicted model, not a curated record.
AUGUACCUGUUUGAAAUAUAUCAAAUAAUGCGGGGGGUAAAAAAAAGAAAAUUUAUACAAAAUCUUACGUCAUAUAUUCCGUCGUGAAUAAUGCGAGUUAUUUUCGUGAACUGCAGUGCAGUAUAGUCGUUUGAACCGAAUGAAAAUACAAUCUUCGUAUUUAUUAUUUUCCUGCAGCGAUUAUGUUCGGUAAUAUCUCUCGAAUUAUACCGCCGAUGCCUUUUGACACGAUCUGUAUUUUUCUCUUUUUUAUUUUACAUCGUACAGCUCUAUAGAACGUCCGUACGCCCCGCGUCGUCGUAUCUUUUUAGUUUGAGACGAGAAGAGACCCAAAAAAAGUCUUGAAAUAAAAGACCAUCUUCUACAAUAUAGACGCUUCACGGUAGACCUAUAACAUAAAAGAUUCCAGUUUGGAGGGCACAGGUGUCAUCCUAAGAUAGUAUCAGCUUCGGUCUCCGCUACAAGAGACACGAAACGUUUUGUUGUCAGAUAUAAGCCUUGGAUUCUUAGAGUCGCAUCUUCCGUUCCGUUUUCGUCUCGUAAGUCAGUUUUCGAGAUGGAUUGCGCCUUAUCAUUCGUUGCCAUUUUCAUUGUUCUCGUCGCACUUGCUGUAUACGAUUCCAUAAAACCGCAGCAUUUUCCACCAGGACCAAGAUGGCUGCCGUUCGUCGGAUGUUUUCCUCAUUUUUAUCAAUUACGUUCAAAAUACGGUUACGUUCAUUUGGCCAUCCGAGAGCUCGCUGAAAAAUACGGUUCGCUGACAGGAAUAAAACUUGGAAAACAACGAAUCGUUGUAGUGAGCACCCACGAUUUGAUAAAAAAGAUUCUCACGUGCGACGAAUUCAACGGACGACCGGACGGCUUUUUUUUCCGAGUACGUGCCUUCGGGGAAAGGAGAGGUGUCCUCUUCACCGACGGUACGAAGUGGUCUCAGCACCGCAGAUUUUCUCUUCGUCAUUUGCGCUCUUUUGGAUUUGGACAUCGCAAAAUGGAGGACUACCUGAUCGCGGAGGCUGAGGACUUGGUUGAAAAUUUACGAAAAAAAAGUCUCGAAGGUCCGGUAGCGAUGCACAGCGCGUUCGACGUACCGGUUAUAAAUUCUUUAUGGCUAAUGUUCGCCGGAAGACGUUUCGAAUACGACGACGAAAAGUUGGCGGAAAUUCUUCGGGUGACGCACGAUGCUUUCAAACUGAUAGACACUUCUGGCGGCAUCCUCUGCCAGCUUCCGUUCCUGCGAUUUAUAUUUCCGGAGUUAUCGGGGUACAAUUCUUUGAUGUCGAUAUUGAAGAAACUCUGGUCAUUUCUGGACGACGAGAUAAACGAACACGUCCGGAACCUCCCAACGGACGAACCCCGAGAUUUGAUUGAUGCUUUUCUCAUGGAAAUGUCGCGCGGUGAAUCCACCAGCGAUUCUCAAUUUAAUCACGAGGAACUGCUCAUACUUUGCUUGGAUUUGUUCCUCGCCGGAUCGGAAACUACGAGCAACACCCUUUCGACGGCGCUUAUUUACCUCGUAUUAGAUCCAGAAUUACUUUCGACGCUGCAAACGGAACUUCAGAAGGUCGUUGGCCCCGACAGACCCCCGAAGUGUGCUGACAGAUCAUCCUUACCCACAAUGGAGGCUUUUAUCGCAGAGGUGCAAAGAUGUCUUUUCAUAGCGCCUCUGGGAGUUCCUCAUCGAGCGAUUAAAGACGUUUCUUUAAAUGGAUAUCGGAUUCCGCAGGAUACGAUAAUACUUGUAAACUACUACAGCGUACAGCAUGAGAAAUCACAUUGGAAAGAUCCGGAGACCUUUCGUCCGCAACGAUUCUUGAACGCAAAUGGUGAAUUUAUACCGGACGAUUUCUCUAUACCAUUCGGACUCGGCAAAAGAAGGUGCCUAGGCGAGGUAUUGGCGCGUAAUAGUUUGUUCUUAUAUCUCGCUUACGUCCUACAUUAUUUUGAUAUUAAAAUAUCCGAAGAACACGGACCUCCAAACCCGAACGGUAACGACGGAUUCACCAUAUCUCCAAAACCAUUUCACCUCGUCUUGUCACAUCGAACCGGUUGACUCGGGGAACCACGUGAAAUGGAACUGAAAAUCAUAUCUUACCAACGAGAAACUAAACCUAGACGAUAACUGAUGAGGGUGAAAUAAAAAUUGCGUCAACUUGAAAUAUAAAAAAAUAUACAUACGCAAUGAUACACAUGUGUAGCACAUCAUCGACACGAGCAGCAACAUUCUUGACACGAAAGCGUGGAAUUUCUAGAGCGUGUAUGUUAUCAGCUAUAGUACACACACAUACGCCAAUCGAAGUGAAUAUAUUUACAACUUUUCUCCUAUAAGCAUAUCCUGAAUGUAUAUUUAUAAUUUAAUCCGAUGAUUUUGACGUCGAGACGCCCGGAUCGUUAGAAGAACGAAAGUGGUAAUACCGCAAAAUUAGCAUCUGUUCACCAUAGCGUUCAAAAAACCGGUACGCUUGAUCUAUUAAUUUCAAUGACGGUGGGUCACCGGAGACUUUUCAUAUCAGAGUUGGCUGAUAAAAUAUGAUAUUUAUAUUAGUAAUGAGAAAAAUGUUAUUGCAAAAACCAAUGAUAGUGCGGAUCAGCUACACCGAAGUUGUAGCUGACUUUGACACUAAUUCAGUGUAGCGAUUAGUUACCAUCGUUCCGUUUGGAUCACUGAAAGUGGACAAAGGAAAAAACCAACCGGUCUUGUACGAAGCGAUCUCAGUUUGACGAUAGUCAAAUAAAAAAAGAUGGAAUACGUUAAAAAAAUUAUGGAAAAAAUAUGUAUCAACUUUUCAAUCUUUCAUUGUAUUUCUUUUAUUCUAUAUAUAUGUAAACGAAACGUUCGAUGAUAUAUUCAUAUAAGUAGUUAUCACUAUAAUAAAUAUACAUUUCAGAUAGUGGUAUGGAUGGAAAUU